AUGAAAUUUAGUCUUUAUAUCUUGUUUUUAAUUUCCUUGUUCGUCGCCUUGGUCUUUGCUAAAGCCGAUGGGCCAGGGGAAGAAGAUUUAGAAGAAGAUCUCGCCAAACGUUCCGCUGAUCCAUACUACAAUAAAUACUACCACAAGUACUACAAACGUAAUGCCGAAGAUGAAAAAGAUCUCGCCAAACGUAAUGCAUACUACAAUAAAUACUACCACAAGUACUACAAACGUAAUACCGAAGAAGAUGAAGAACUAGACAAGCGUUCCGCCGAACCAUACUACAAUAAAUACUACCACAAGUACUACAAACGUAAUGCCGAAGAAGAUGAUGAAAAAGAUCUCGCCAAACGUGAUGCAUACUACAAAAAAUACUACCACCAUUACUACAAACGUGAUGCCGAUGCUGAUGCAUACUACAAAAAAUACUACCAUCAUUACUACAAACGUGAUGCCGAUGCUGAUGCAUACUACAAAAAAUACUACCAUCAUUACUACAAACGUGAUGCCGAUGCUGAUGCAUACUACAAUAAAUACUACCACAAGUACUAUUAA
This is a messenger RNA of Entrophospora candida, 555 nucleotides long. The record is from the annotation of a GenBank genome assembly. NCBI's taxonomy places the organism in Eukaryota, Fungi, Glomeromycota, Glomeromycetes, Entrophosporales, Entrophosporaceae.